This is a messenger RNA of Phoenix dactylifera (date palm), 1295 nucleotides long. The record is from RefSeq and is a predicted model, not a curated record. Lineage: Eukaryota; Viridiplantae; Streptophyta; Magnoliopsida; Arecales; Arecaceae.
UUAACUUUGCCUUUGGUUUAUCUCCAAAUAGUCUCUAUUUUUUUUCUGAAAAAAAAAGUUCAUUCUUUUUUAUGGUGGAGGGUGGUUGGGGUGAUUGGGCGAUGAUAAAGGUCUAGGCCAUAAUCCUCGAAUGAACGGAUUGCAUGCAUAUCCAACCAAAUUAAAUCGGACAACAAUAAGGGAAUCUCAAGUUCCACGCCUUCAUGUACUACAGUCUGGUCCGAUCCGCUUUCUUCUCUUUGUCGUCUCCUUAAUCCAACCCGCUUCCACAUGGGAUCGGAGUCUGACCGAGUCUGCUCUAUUGCAUCCGCAUUACCGCAACCUCCGCAAAUCUGAAUUAAAAGGCUGCCUCCUGCCAAAUUCAAGAAUACAUCUUCUCCUUUGUUAUCUUUCCUUCUCGCUGCUGUUGUUGUUGCUGCUGCUGCUGCAAGAGAUGCACCGAUCGGCGAGCGCAUCAAGGACGUCAGAGGAGUACUAUAUGAGCAUGACGACGGGAGGAGGAGGAGGAGGAGGAGGAGGAGGGGGAGGGGGAGGAGGAGGGAAGGGACUGUCAUCGUCUCCCGGCUACCGGUCGAGCCUGGACGUGGACCAACUUCCCACCUACGACCCCCUCUCCGACGCCUCCAAGAAGGCGGCGCUGCGUGCCCGCUUCGCCGAGAACAUGGUCCAUCUCAUCCCCCUCGUCCUCAUCUUCUGCGCCAUGGUCCUCUGGUUCUUCUCGCACCCCGAGAUCGAUAUGGUGAAUACAGAUGAUUCUAUUGUUGCUAGAAUCAAGAACAUGACCAUCGAUGGCUACAGCAGCUGGAAUGGCUCAUCGAUGACGAUAGGGUUGGGGGAUUUGGAUCCAAUCGAUGGGAUCGGGAUGGAAGACAGCGGCAGAGACACCGAGAACAAAGACAAUGAGGAAUGAGGGGAGUGUUUUGCUGCAUACAUCAUUGCGAUGAGGAAAUUUGCCUGUCAUGAAGAAUGGAGGGUGUGGAGUGACAGGUUUCCCCUUUUUAUCCUGUUUGGGAGGAUGAAUUCUGAUCCAACUUCUCAAGAAAAAACACACAGAAAAAUAUCACGCCAUGCUUGUAGAUAUCCAUGUAGGGUUGAUGCAUUCACAAUUUUUCAGGUCUCUAUUGGUCGAGGUUUGAAAUGAUGCCUUACUCCAUGAUCACGCCAUGAUCAGCUUGCUAUUGCUAUUGCAACUAAGCUACCUGCAUAAAUUGCUCGCUGAUCACAAUGACGUAAGGACUUUGUAUUACCAUUGGUUAGUGUUGAUUCUAAUAAUACAAUCUUUAGACCAUACUUCA